AUCGUGACGUACGAAUGUUUCGGCAGACACCUGAGCACACGUGCAACGCGACAGCGACAUGGCUUUCUUGUGUAAUUCAUCGCUGCGCAAACAUUCGUCCGAGCACAUGGUCAAGGAAAGAUCCGAUUGCGGAACGGGUCCAUACCAUCCAGCGCGAGCGUUUUUCAGGUAUACGAUGCGCGACUCGCACAGUGCAGCCAUGAUGAAGAUGUCCUGCCCCUCAUCGGACUCGAUGAAUGCGUUAUAGAGGUCCAAGUCGCAUUGUAGGCCUUCCACUAGACGUCGUGCCACCGGAUCGCUCGAAUUCCGCGUCACCGUCGACCGAUACAGAAUUGUCGUGUUCGAGGCUUGUGCGACGGCGCCAUCGAGGCAGAGUAUCUCGAUUCCCCACCACAAUACUGCUAAUGUACGCAGUUUCGAUGCUUUACGCGCUCUAUGUGUGAUGUCUGCCAUGUCGAGCGAGACGCGGUUUGAAGUUACGUCGUUUCGAUCCCAAUACCAUCGUUUUUCAUAUUGAUCGACCUGUUAUACAGCUUAUUUUUUUGCUGUUGGUGGUCAUCGCUAAUGGAGGAGUUCCUGUUGCACCACUGCGUCACGUCCGACGUGGCCAAGUCUGCAAAUAACGAGGAGCCUCAAGCCUCCGCAUCAAUUUGGCAAACGUCGGGGCGCGCGGAGUGCGUAUUGGUGCAAGAAAAUCGUCAGGUUCAUGGCGCCUCGCGGGUCAUUCUGUCGGCCAUGGCGAAGCUCAUUUUGCAGUCUGCCAAGACGAAGAGCGUGUUGCUGCUCACACUGGUACGGAUUGCAAUAAAAUCCUGAUAUUGCUUGUAAUGUGGUUGAUACAAUCGUUAUUCUGCGUUAUGUGGAGCACAGGAGUCACCUCAAGUGGCACAGCGUGUAAAAACUUCAGUCAAGCUCACACACGUUGACUACUCCGCCGAUGCCACAAAUUUCCAGUCGUCGACGUCUUCAAAGUCCCAAUUACUGGCAAAAAUGACACAAGACAUUGAGAGUGUUGAAGCUAAAGUUGAGCUGAAGGGGGCGACAUCAGCUCGACCGCUGGUUAUUGUGCUAGACUCGCUGAAUGCGUUGGUGCAGCAGACCUCGCUCCAACAAGUGCUGCUGUUUCUUCGACGAAUUCGUGGACAUGCUGUUGUUGGAUCUGUGAUUGCGCGGUUGAAUGCCGGAGCAGAGUCUCUUGGAACCGCACAAACGCUGGCAGCGCAGGCGACGGCGUUGGUACAUGUGGAGACACGGUCAUCUUUGCGUUCCUACCCGCUACUAGCCAAGGAGCGAAGACGCGAUAUCCCAAAGGAAAUGCAUGGAUUUGUGCUACUUGUUCGACAGAAAAAGAAUGGCCGAAGCACCGAGAGCAUCGAGUAUUUCCAAGUGCAGUCCGACAAGGUACAAUUUGUUGCUGCCGGAGAUGUUGAUGGCCACGGUGUAUCAGUGGACUCAGCAUCAAACGCUAAAGAUGUCCCUAAACCAGCAGCUCCGAGUGGAAGAAAGUCGGAGUUCAAGCAGAAGUCGCAGUCUGAAGCAAAGGCAUCUUCUACCUCACACCCAAUUGAGUUCGAAAGCUCUGACCAACCUCCACUUCCUGUGCGUCAGAACGAGGUAAGCUUCAACUUGUCCAUCAGUGCUGCAGAGCAACGAGCCAAGAGCCAAGUCCAACUACCGUACAUGCACCAAGGCUCCAGCGGGUUCAGUUCGAACGAUGUUGGCAAUAAGAAUGACAAUGCUGCGCCUGGUGCUGGCAACACGUUAUUCUUCAUCGAUGAAGACGAUCCGGAUUGGGAUGACGACGAUCUUGACGAUGAUUUGGACAUUUGAGAGUUAAACACGACCAAAUAUAUUGAUCCGAAAAAUACAACAAUCACUAUCCUCUA
Phytophthora nicotianae INRA-310 is the source of this 1886-nucleotide messenger RNA. RefSeq lists its product as hypothetical. Gene Ontology annotation, cellular component: cytosol; elongator holoenzyme complex; nucleus. Gene Ontology annotation, biological process: tRNA wobble uridine modification. The transcript is spliced from 2 exons. Lineage: Eukaryota; Oomycota; Peronosporomycetes; Peronosporales; Peronosporaceae. The coding region runs from base 991 to 1830 and encodes 279 amino acids. Gene Ontology annotation, molecular function: tRNA binding. The record is from RefSeq and is a predicted model, not a curated record.